UUCACAAAACCUUCCUCGCGUCCCACUCCCAAUCCCCAUCUCCUCUCGAUCUCCAUGGGCGACGCUUCUGUUGGAGCUCUCGUCCCCUCCGUGGUGAAGAUGGAGCUGCGGACCUCGCCGGCAGGUGCUGGUGCCUUAUCAGCAUCAGAGACUACCGACGCCGCCGCUGGCAUGGCGGCUGAGACAGGCCCGGGCGUCGCCGCGGAUGCUGGGCCUGAGGUCGAGCAGGAUAAGGACCUUCUUUGCCCGAUCUGUAUGGGCAUCAUCAAGGAUGCCUUCUUGACGGCCUGCGGUCAUAGCUUCUGCUACAUGUGCAUCGUCACUCAUCUGCAGAACAAGAGUGAUUGCCCUUGCUGCGCGCACUACCUCACCAAGAACCACCUCUUUCCGAAUUUCCUCCUCAACAAGCUAUUGAAAAAGACAUCUGUUCGUCAAAUUGCUAAAUCUGCAUCACCCAUUGAGCAUCUUCGGAUGUCAUUGCAACAGGGUUGUGAAAUGUCAAUUAAGGACCUGGAUACUCUGUUGUCACUCAUUGCUGAGAAGAAGAGGAAAAUGGAGCAGCAAGAGGCUGAAACAAAUAUGCAGAUUCUUCUGGAUUUCUUGCACUGCCUAAGAAAACAAAAACUUGAAGAAUUGAAUGAGGUUCAAGCUGAUCUUCAAUUCAUCAAAGAAGAUAUAAAUGCUGUAGAGAGACAUAGAAUUGAACUAUGUAGGGCAAGGGAGAGAUACUCGGUGAAAUUACGAAUGCUUCUUGAUGACCCUAUGCCUGCGAAAUUAUGGCCUGUAGUUGACAAACACAACAAUAUCCUUGUCUCUGGGGCUCGCAAUGCACAUGGUGGGACAUGCAGUGGAAAUUUUCAGAGAAAGAAAGCUGACAUGAAGGCGCAUGGAAGCUGUCAAGGACAACAAAGAAAGGAUGCUUUUAGUGGUUCAGAUCCUCAACACACUCUUACACAAUCAGGGCUUGCUAUAGCAAGGAAAAGACGUGUUCAUGCACAGUUCAAUGAAUUACAAGAGUGCUACCUACAAAAGAGGCGUAAUGGAGCAAACAACCCACAAAGGCAAGAUGAAAGAGAUGCAAAUACCAUAACAAGAGAAGGUUAUACUGUUGGUCUUGAGGAUUUUCAGUCUGUAUUGACCACUUUUACUCGAUACAGUCGCUUGCGUGUUAUUGCGGAGCUUAGACAUGGAGAUCUGUUCCAUUCUGCAAAUAUUGUUUCUAGCAUAGAAUUUGAUCGUGAUGAUGAGUUAUUUGCCACUGCUGGAGUUUCCAAGCGGAUCAAAGUUUUCGAAUUUUCCACAGUGGUAAAUGAACCAGCUGAUGUGCACUGCCCUGUUGUAGAAAUGUCCACUAGGUCUAAACUUAGUUGCUUGAGUUGGAAUAAGUACUCAAAAAACAUUAUUGCAAGCAGUGACUAUGAAGGGAUAGUUACUGUGUGGGAUGUAAACACUCGCCAGAGUAUGAUGGAGUAUGAAGAGCAUGAGAAGAGAGCAUGGAGUGUUGAUUUUUCACGUACAGAACCUUCAAUGUUGGUGUCUGGCAGCGAUGACUGCAAGGUCAAAGUAUGGUGCACAAAGCAAGAAGCUAGUGUUCUUAAUAUUGAUAUGAAGGCAAAUAUCUGUUGUGUGAAGUACAAUCCUGGAUCCAGUGUUCAUGUGGCGGUUGGCUCUGCUGAUCAUCACAUUCACUACUUUGAUUUGAGACACACCAGUGCUCCAGUACAUGUUUUCCGAGGACAUAGAAAAGCAGUCUCCUAUGUGAAGUUUUUGUCUAACAAUGAACUUGCAUCUGCAUCAACAGACAGUACAUUGCGCUUGUGGGAUGUGAAGGAGAAUAACCCGGUGAGAGUCUUCAAAGGCCACACAAACGAGAAGAACUUUGUAGGCCUUACAGUGAACAACGAGUAUAUUUCUUGUGGGAGCGAAACAAAUGAAGUAUUUGUGUACCAUAAGGCAAUAUCCAAACCUGCAGCUUGGCAUAGGUUCAGUUCGACAGACAUGGAAGAUGCAGAUGAUGAUGCUGCAUCGUAUUUCAUAAGCGCGGUAUGCUGGAAGAGUGACAGUCCUACACUGCUAACUGCAAACAGUCAGGGGACCAUUAAAGUUCUCGUUCUAGCAGCGUGAUUGCAAACAGGAGUUGAAGGAAGAAGAGGUGUAUUUGCAUGCCUCUGAUGAAUGUUUCCUGAGUUCUUGUGUAUAUGUUACUUGUGUUGAAGUGAUUGCUUAUAUUAUUUUUAUAAAAUGAAUAUAAUUUCUCCAGUUUUUUUA
Molecule: messenger RNA, 2268 nt
Organism: Dioscorea cayenensis subsp. rotundata (Guinea yam)
Lineage: Eukaryota; Viridiplantae; Streptophyta; Magnoliopsida; Dioscoreales; Dioscoreaceae
Product: E3 ubiquitin-protein ligase COP1
Exons: 13
Coding region: 55-2124 (689 amino acids)
Biological process (GO): proteasome-mediated ubiquitin-dependent protein catabolic process
Molecular function (GO): protein binding; ubiquitin protein ligase activity
Source: RefSeq, a predicted model, not a curated record